AUGAAGGUCCUUUCCCUCGCCACGGUGGCCGUCCUCGCCGGCGUUGCCGCAGCCAAGAAGAACGUUUACAUGUGUCCCGGACCUAACUGGACGGGUCCCUGUUCCCUCUUCUCCUUCGAGAAUGGUCAGUGCUUUGACAUCAGCUUCUGGGAUACUCUGGGCUCGAUUGGACCGGAUGAGGGUCUGGUCUGCUCCAUGUUCGUCGAGCCGGGCAACUGCUACAUGACACAGGGCAACUUCAACUCGGGAGGCUUUGUGAGCCCUGGUAUCGCAGACUUGACGACCUGGGUGCAGGGCAGCGGCGAGACGAAGGCGGGAUACUGGUUCAAGAAUGCCAAGACCGUGCAGUGCUUGUAUAAUUAG
Molecule: messenger RNA, 363 nt
Organism: Aspergillus homomorphus CBS 101889
Lineage: Eukaryota; Fungi; Ascomycota; Eurotiomycetes; Eurotiales; Aspergillaceae
Exons: 3
Coding region: 1-363 (120 amino acids)
Source: RefSeq, a predicted model, not a curated record